GAGCCGCUCCGCGCCGCCGCCAUGGAGACGCUGUACCGCCUGCCCUUCGCCGUGCUCGAGUGCCCCAACAUCAAGCUGAAGCGGCCGAGCUGGGUGCACAUGCCCUCCGCCAUGACCGUUUACGCGCUGGUGGUGGUGUCCUACUUCCUCAUCACCGGAGGGAUUAUCUAUGACGUGAUUGUGGAACCUCCCAGCGUGGGGUCGAUGACAGACGAACACGGGCAUCAGAGGCCGGUGGCCUUCUUGGCAUACAGAGUAAAUGGGCAAUAUAUUAUGGAAGGGCUUGCAUCCAGUUUCCUCUUCACAAUGGGCGGCCUAGGAUUCAUAAUUCUGGAUCGAUCCAAUGCACCAAAUAUCCCCAAGCUGAAUAGGUUUCUUUUGCUCUUUAUUGGAUUUGUCAGCGUGCUUUUGAGCUUCUUCAUGGCCAGAGUUUUCAUGAGGAUGAAAUUACCGGGCUACUUGAUGGGUUAGUACCUCUUGUGAUGUAUGAAAGCCUGAGCUGAAUUUACUCCUCUUCAUGAAGUGUUUUAAGAAGAAGCAGCAAGAAACAAAUUCCAUAGUCACCAUCAACAGGAAAGACACCUGGCCAUGAGAAACAACUGGGGAAAGAGUGCUUUCUCUGCAAACAAACUCUCACUACCAGUGGCUGAUUUGUAGUUUUUGAAGCAAUGUUUUAUCAUUUCGGUGUUAGAGCUUUUGAAAAGAGCAAGUUACCUAGCUGGGUUUUUCUUUUAUAUCCCAACUCAGUAUGAAACAGAGAACCUAUCUUUUAGCUCUACCUGAAAAGAGUAUCAGCCAUUGGCUUGACAGUUCUUUGUUGCAGGUCUGUCUCCUCUUCCCUUUGCGGGACAAUUACAUGUGUGCAUCGGAGAAGAAACACCUGAAAUGUUUCUUUCCAAGUUAUAAUUAGAAAACUAGUAACUUUGGAUACUUUACAGUUAAAUACAAUGUGUCUGAAAUGAUUUCAAAGGCACCUUUUGCCUUGAUAUUAAUGGCUCUAUGUGAGCAAAUCCAGACAUGCACUGGGAACGGCAAACUGUAUGAAUGUGCGUUUCUUUUUGAAAAAGUGUACGAAAGGAGCCAAAUAAAACUUAUUUUCUACAAAGUUA
Messenger RNA from Gavia stellata (red-throated loon), 1109 nucleotides. It is a transcript of the gene OSTC, whose product is annotated as oligosaccharyltransferase complex non-catalytic subunit. The transcript is spliced from 4 exons. Gene Ontology annotation, cellular component: oligosaccharyltransferase complex. The record is from RefSeq and is a predicted model, not a curated record. NCBI's taxonomy places the organism in Eukaryota, Metazoa, Chordata, Aves, Gaviiformes, Gaviidae. Bases 22 to 471 code for a protein of 149 amino acids.